Rhinopithecus roxellana (golden snub-nosed monkey) is the source of this 2235-nucleotide messenger RNA. Its product is annotated as histone H2B type 2-E. The transcript has a single exon. Gene Ontology annotation, molecular function: protein heterodimerization activity; DNA binding; structural constituent of chromatin. NCBI's taxonomy places the organism in Eukaryota, Metazoa, Chordata, Mammalia, Primates, Cercopithecidae. The record is from RefSeq and is a predicted model, not a curated record. Gene Ontology annotation, cellular component: nucleosome. Bases 50 to 430 code for a protein of 126 amino acids.
UUCUCUUACUUCUUUUCUUGGCUAAGCCGCGUUUGUACUGUGUCUUACCAUGCCUGAACCGGCAAAAUCCGCUCCGGCUCCUAAAAAGGGCUCCAAGAAAGCCGUCACCAAAGCCCAGAAGAAAGACGGCAAGAAGCGCAAGCGCAGCCGCAAGGAGAGCUACUCCAUCUACGUGUACAAGGUGCUGAAGCAGGUCCACCCCGACACCGGCAUCUCGUCCAAGGCCAUGGGCAUAAUGAACUCCUUCGUCAACGACAUUUUCGAGCGCAUCGCGGGAGAGGCGUCCCGCCUGGCGCACUACAACAAGCGCUCCACCAUCACGUCCCGCGAGAUCCAGACGGCCGUGCGCCUGCUGCUGCCCGGCGAGCUGGCCAAGCACGCCGUGUCCGAGGGCACCAAGGCUGUCACCAAGUACACCAGCUCCAAGUGAGUCCCUGCCGGGACCUGGCGCUCGCUCGCUCGAGUCGCCGGCUGCUUGACUCCAAAGGCUCUUUUCAGAGCCACCCACCUAAUCAGUAGAAAAGAGCUUGUUCACUUACUCCCUUAGUUUCUUCUCAUAAAGUAAGUUAUUUUAGUGUAAAGGUCAUGGGAAGUGGCACACAUAGCUUUUUAACCAUUUGGAACUUGAGGUCCCUGGUGCAUGAUUGGAUUUGCUUUUCAAUCUAGAGCGUGUCUUCACUCAUUGUGCUGCUUAGCUUUCCCAGGAGUCGGUUCUCAAUUAGGAUGUUGGGAAUCCGCCUCUUUACCCGCCCCCACUCGCGCCCCACACUGGCGCCCUGGUGGCUUCUUGGGUCUGUUUCAUUCUAAAACGAAGUGGCUGAGUUCGGCUGUUAUUUAAGAGAACUCCAGGACACAAUUCAGCCCAGGUUCCGCAAACACUGCGUGACAGCUCUGUAUGACUGACGCUUGGCAGCACCUUUUGUGUCCGGUCACCAGUUCUGCCGUGCGAUGGGGUCUCCUGUGGAUACCAGCCGUUCUGUGUAGUUUGGACGAAGCCCGCGCAGCCGAGUCCCAGCCUUUUCCUGAUUGGGCGACAUGAAUAUUCAAAUUCUGCGCCUCUUUCCAAUUUGUAGAUUUCAGUUUCCGUCGUUCACUUUGAGACUUUGAAAUUCCUAUUUCUCGUUUUGUUGAUAAUUAUCGCAUUUAAUGGUCUCUGCUUUAAAUGGUAAGGCUACGGCCCCAGGUCACUGCGAGGCACUUACCGUGUAGAUACGGGCUCAAAAGUCACCUCUCAGAGACCUACGUCAUCCACUAAGGAAUUCGCGCCACUCAUACUUGCCUGUCUCAUUUUAUCUUCCUUCUAGCAGCUGUCUGAAAUUGGUUCGUCUGUUUUCUUGUUUAUGGUAUUCUCAAGCCCUUGACAGACCGGCUGGUGUGGUUUUCCCGUGCAUCUUCAGCCUGGCACAUUAUGGACACUUACUUAAAUACUACGUAUUGAUGUAAUAUUGUUGGGUUAGUUUUUCCAUCCCAUCCUUUUCUUAAUCGCUUUCGUGGAUGGAUGAUGGGUGCUGUUCAUUUCCAUUAGAUGUAUGUGAAGGCACGGUGAAAAUGGAAAUGUUUUUGGAGCUACUUCCUCAAAUGUAUCCUUAGUCACCUCAGUGCAACAGCUGGGAGGGGGCCGUGUUAAGAUUUUUUUUGCAUCAAAGAGGAGGUGGCAAUGGUAGAUCCACCCUUAUGCUUCCCAGUUUAGCAUAACCUCUUUUGGAUUUUCAUCAAAUUCAGCGUAUUGGUCACUGGAAAGAGCCUUUUCCUUAUUUUCUUACUCUCCCCUCUUGGUGUUCCCCUCUUAAAAGGAGAGGAGCUUUUAAUUGACAGUCACCACCUCAUUUGCUUUUCAGGAGGCCAUGCAAGAUAGGCAGGACUACAGGGUUAAUCUCCUUUUUACAAAUGAGGCCAAGGGAAGCCUCAUUGGUUCACAGUCAUGCAGCUCAUACUGUCCACCCUUGUAUUCUCAGAUGCAGGACAAUUGCAUUUUAGUUUUAUUUUGUGGAGGUACAGAAUAUUUAGUCUUUCUGUCCAACCCUUGAUUCUGCCAAGGAAGACACUGAUGGUUUGAUGAGUGAUUCAACUCUGUUUUUGGCUAAGGGUUUUUGGAGUUGAUAGCAGUGGUCUGAUGAAUCCAAAUGAGCUCUAGACAUUAUCACAGGCUGAAUAAAUCUUAACUGUCUCCUACAUGAGUGUUUUCAAAUGUGUGUAGAUGCUAUUGUUAUUAAUAAAGUUACCAAUUAAUUUAAA